UGUUUGCAUUAAAAGCCAGGCUGUAAGUGGAUGUGAGACCUGCAUGCCCCCUGUGUUAGGAGUGUAUUGGCGGUAGAGAUGAGUCGGGAGCUACUCCAAAAUACGAGGCCAUCUUGUUCCAGCGACAGCUCACUCUGUACUUACCAAAACAUUCAUUGUACACCCUAAGACAAACGUCUAACUGCCCUGAAGUGCUGUAUUCACCAAAACGGGAAGAAAUGUGCGCGAAUAGAAGGUGUUUUUCGACAUUUCCGAAGGCCCAUUUGUCCAUGACAGUUCAGCACUCAGAGAUCCCCGACCGCGCUCAAACAGAAUCAACUAACUGUUUUUUUUUGUUUUUUUUUUUCCUCCCCACAUGACCCGCCUCCAACGCAGGCCACCGACCAAUCGGGAAGCGCUUUCACCUAUACGUAAUGACGUUUCCGCUGCCGCGCGCAUGCGCAGUUUCAUUUCGUCCAGAGCUCCUCACGGUUCACAUCGAAGAUGGCGGCAGGCUUCGACCUGCUGGUGGAGGAUUCUCUAAUUAAAAGAGUGGGCAAGAAACUUUUUAGCGAGAUUGCAGGUUGUGCCAGAAACGAGCGCAGCACAUUUUAUUGCAUUAACUCCGAGGGAAGAGCACGGGCAGUUGUAAAGAACAAUGCUAACUACGGGAUAGGAGGGAAUGCAACUAGCUAACGUUAACAUUUGUGAGCAAAGAAGCUAUUGGCUACGAGACUUGUUUUUAAAGCAGGUAAUCUCGCAGUGUGUUAAACUGCGCUACGCGGUCAAAAUAUUUCUUCACCACACGAGUUAAAGAGAUAAGGGCGCUCGAUAGAGCCUCGUUUCCAUCGUGAGCCGCGCUCCCCUCACUCUUCACACGGUUGUUUCCUACUUCGCAGACGUACAGGAGGGAAAAGGGGACGGUUUCUGAGUCCCGGCUGUUAGCUGUGGAUGCGAAUUAAAACACGGAUUUACACCCGCCGCUUCGCUAGAGACUUCAGCGGAGCACGGAUAACGCGAUCCGGUGUCUCCAAAUGCUAUGGUAACUACUUUGCCUGGCCACGAAGUCAAGCUCGGGACGUCAACAGUACAAACUUUGGACGGAGGCGAUGCGAUGGAUCCGCGUUCAGAAAGCACGCCAGCGUCGAGCGGCUCCUCGAGCGAUACAACCGCUUCAGCUCCCGUUAACGUUACCGUGCCGGUGGUCAACAACGGGCCCGGUAUAGCGAAAGGACUUGUGACUGCAUCUUCUACUUCAAACACCGUGAUCCAGGCGUCUUUCGUGAACGCGCCGAGCGCGCCAGGCGGAACCGCCACCGCCACCAUCAGGUCAUCUAUGCAACCCGCGACUUUAACCAUUAACGGGAAUAACAGUAACGCCAGCUGUGUGCUGACAGCUGCGCCGCUCACGCACGCGCAGCCUCCUGUCAACGUGAGCGUGAGUCCGGCGGUGCCAAUCAAAGCCGAGUCACCGCAGACCGUGAUUCAGAGCGCGGCCCAUACCGGAUCUCCGCAGGUCUCCCCCGGGGCAGCCAAAGGCGCUGGGCUGAUGCAUGCGACGACGGCGGUGAGAGGCGGAGCCCCGGUGACAGGAGGCGGGGCUCCGGUGACAGCAGCCGCGGCGGGAGGCGUGAGGACCAUCGCGCCGCAACAGGUGCUCGCGCCCCGCCUCCCCCAGAGCACCCCGGGUCACCCCAGCAUCCACAACAUCCAACUUCCUCCAGGUAUGGUGCUGGUGCGAAGCGAAGCCGGCCAGUUGCUCAUGAUCCCUCAGCAAGUGCUGGCUCACAUGCAGGCCACACGCGCUGCAACUCCUGCCAGCACCACGCCCGGACAGGUCACCUCCACACAGCACGUCACUGACGGGUCUUUCCUCUUAGAGAGAGUGACCGAGAGAGAGAGAGAGUCCGAGAAAGAGACCGAGGGAGAGCGUGAGCGAGACAGACAGAGAGAGAGAGAGAAUGAGACAGAGAGAGAGGGAGAAAGAGAGACAGAGAGCGAGAGAGAGAGAGAAAGAGAGAGAGAAGAAAUGCAGAGCAGCUACUGGCUAAAUCAUGACCAUGCUGGAACCCCUGGCGCUACCAUCAUGGCCAGACCAGUGACUCCCACCAUCAUCAAGCAGGGAUCACCCACAACCAGCAGCACCACUGCUCCCACACUGCAGAGACCACCUGUACAGCCGGCGUCGGUGGGCUCUGUGUUGGCAGUGCAGCCGGGUACCGCCCAGAGGAUGGUAACUCCCACUACAGGGACCAGCGUCACCUUGGCAACGGAGACGAUGGAAAACGUGAAGAAGUGUAAGAACUUCCUGUCCACGCUGAUCAAGCUGGCCACCAGUGCGAAGCAGUCAUCGCAAACGGCUGCUAACGUCAAAGAUCUGGUUAAGAACUUGCUGGAAGGGACGAUUGAAGCGGAGGACUUCACCAGCAGGUUAUACAAGGAGCUUAACUCUUCACCCCAGCCUUAUCUCGUGCCUUUCCUAAAGAGGAGUCUUCCUGCGCUGAGAAAACUCACCCCGGACUCGCUGGCCUUUAUCCAGCAGAGCCAAGGCCUGCAGCCCACCAGACCUGCAGCCACUGUGGUGCUGACCAACACUACAACGGCUAAUGCUGCCACUGUUGCUACCGCAACUCCUGCUGCAUCUGUACCUUCUGCAACUCCUUCGAUUUCCGCAGGGACUGCAGCAACCGUCGCAUCUGCUGCAGUUGCCACGGCCCCGCGCACGCUCACCCAGCCCUCUCUCGCCACCACCAGCCAGCCUGCUUCACUGGUGUUGCAGUCUCAGCAGCAGGGUGCGAUUGUGAAGUCCCCCCAGGUUACCCUGGCUACUCCCAUGGUAACGCUCAGGGGUCAGCCGCACAGCCGCAUCGUAGUGGGGCAACCUCAAGUGCAGGUCAAACAGCUUAACACAGUGGCUGUGAAGCCUGGGAUGGUGAGUGGAGCGAAGGUCUCUCCCAGCCCCGUGGCUUUUAAUGCAGCUCAGAAGAACAAGCUGAAGGAUGCCUCUGGGGGGACGUUCAAGGAUGAUGAUGAUAUCAAUGAUGUAGCCUCCAUGGCAGGCGUGAAUCUAUCGGAGGAGAGCGCACGAAUCCUGGCCACCAACUCCGAGUUAGUGGGGGCCGUGACUCGCUCGUGCAAGGAUGAAGCCUUUCUGUUCUCAGCCGCACUGCAGCGCAGGAUACUGGACAUCGGUAAACGGUUUGGAGUGACGGAUCUGGGUCCUGAGGUGGUAAACCUGGUGUCUCACGCCACUCAGCAGAGACUGCAGAACCUUUUAGAGAAAGUCACCGUCAUUGCACAGCAAAAGAACAUGAACUAUAAGGAGGAUGCACGGUUCGAGCAGAUGACUGAUGUUCGCGCACAGCUGAAGUUCUUCGAACAGCUGGACCAGCUGGAAAAACAGAAGAAGGAAGAGCAGGAGAGGGAAAUUCUAAUGAAGGCAGCCAAGUCUCGGUCUCGGCAGGAGGACCCAGAGCAGUUGCGGUUGAAACAGAAGGCCAAAGAAAUGCAGCAGCAGGAACUCGCUCAGAUAAGACAGAGAGAUGCCAACCUGACAGCGCUGGCUGCUAUCGGACCCAGGAAAAAGAGGAAACUUGAUUCGCCUGCUCUCGGCACUGACGCAGAGGGUUCCGGGUCUUCAGCGAGCUCGUCUGCGGGUUUGAGUGGCGGCGCGUCACGGCAGUUCACCCGCCAACGCAUCACACGCGUAAACCUCAGGGAUCUGCUGUUCUGCCUAGAGAACGAGAAAGAAAGCACCCGCUCCCAGCUGCUCUACCGGGCUCUGCUCAAAUAGCAGCUCGAUUAGAGAGCAGUGCUCACAUGAACGUCUGAUUACGGAGCAGAAUAAUUACAGUGCGGCGCUCCGGUCGCAGCUCCAUUUCAGAGCAGUGCUCAAAUAGAAGGUGGAGUAGAGAGCACUACAGCACAGCCUGAUUACAGAGCAGAGUUCAGACAGCGGCGGCUCUGUCGAGCUGAUGGGCUGUGUUUCAACAGCAGCGUCUCUGACGAAUGCGGCUCCACUGGAUGCUGCGUUAAUAGCGAAUCCUCUACUGUGCACAGCUCGAGUAGCGGAAAGCGUACGGCAGCGCUGCUCACAUAGCGACCUGGCUCUACUGCUCCGUCUCGCGUCCAGCCGUCGUCUUCUCUCUCCUCCCGGUGUGUCAUGUUAUCUUUGUCUUUCUUUCUCAUGCCAUCUUUGUAUCAGUUUCGCUCUCGUCCAUUGUUUUAUCUACACUCUUUGCUAACUUAGUCAUUCAAACUCCCACACUCUUUCUCGAGGUCUCUUACUCCUGUCCGCCUUUUUUCCCCCCAGCUCACUCUGUUCCACGUUGUUUUUAGCUUCCCUGUGCUCUCGAUUUUAAUCUAAUGAAAAUGUGUCUAAAGAAAUUUGCAGUUAUAUAUUCAUUGUUUUUCUUAGAGGGUGGCUUUGUAAUGUGCAAAUUGCCGAUGUGAAAAAAAAAAAAAAACAAAGGAAAAAAAAAAAAAGAGAAUACACAAUGAAACUGCCCAUUCAUUUUGUAUUUGUGUUUUUAUAAAAGAGGUUUUAAGAAAUAAAAAUCAAGAAUGUUUCUAUAAAACACCUGUUUGUUGAUGUUCUUGUAAAGCCAAUUUUCAGUAGGGGCAAAAGUCUUAUUUUUUAUAGGCACUCUUUAACUUAUGUGCUUUUAUCAUAUCAGAGAUACAUUUCUUAUCCUACUGUAAUUGCCUUGUGACUUUAACCAGCAUACAGCACAAGUUACACACAGGCUGCGUCUUAAACUGCGUACUGUCGUAAUAAAAUAAGACACACAUGAGUUACUGUUAUGGUAUGCUAUUCAGGAGGAUAGUAUGUCGUUUGGGAUGCAGCGACAGCUUUGUAUUAACACUUAUAUAAAGUGUGGCCUUCUUGUGUUUAAAGGAGCAACUCAUUUUAUUAGUGAUAAAAGUUGGAUUUUGUUAGUUUUCCGCCUGGAGGGUUUUAAGGUUGGAGGGUUUUGAAGGGUUUUAGGAAUGGAGCGUUUUAAGGUUGGAGGGUUUUGAAGGGUUUUAGGGUUGGAGGAUUUUAAACGGUUUUAGGGUUGGAGGGUUUUAAAGGGUUUUAGGGUUGGAGGGUUUUAAGGUUGGAGGGUUUUGAAGGGUUUUAGGGUUGGAGGAUUUUAAACGGUUUUAGGGUUGGAGGGUUUUAAAGGGUUUUAGGGUUGGAGGGUUUUAAGGUUGGAGGGUUUUGAAGGGUUUUAGGGCUGGAGGGUUUUAAAGGGUUUUAAGCUUGGAGGGUUUUGAAGGGUUUUAGGGCUGGAGGGUUUUAAAGGGUUUUAGGGUUGGAGGGUUUUAAAGGGUUUUAGGGUUGGAGGGUUUUAAGGUUGGAGGGUUUUUGAAGGGUUUUAGGGUUGGAGGGUUUUAAGGUUGGAGGGUUUUUGAGGAUUUUAGGGUUGGAGCGUUUUGGGGUAGGAGGUUUAGGGUUUUUGGGGUGGGAGGGUUUUAGGGUUGGAGGGUUUUAGGGUUGGAGGGUUGGAGGGUUUUAGGGUUGGAGGGUUUUGGAGAGAUUUAGGGUUGGAGAGAUUUGGAGAGUUUUAGGGUUGGAGAGUUUUAGGGUUGGAGGAUUAUAAGGUUUUAAGCGCUGUGGUGUAGUGGUUUAUGUUAGCGUUAGUGUUGGGGUUCCAGGAGGUGUGGCUUCUCUUCUGCCUUUUGGCUGGUUUAAGACUAAAAACUGCUGCAUCCUGCAUCAUGAAGCAAUUUAUGACAACAAAAGUCACUUCUUGCUUCUGUCCCUCUCUGGCGUACUGGUUAGUGUUUGUGUUUUGGUUUGUGCAGGUUCUAACCCUUCUUUUAGCUGGCUUAAGAACAAACUAUGCUGUUGUAUUGUGAAGUUUUUCAUGAAGUCUAAAAAACACACUCACACCCAGGUACUGUUUAAAGCCAUCUGUGGUUAGAGUUAGUGUCAGUGUUGGGGUUCCAGAGGGUGUGGGUUCUCUUCUGCCUUUUGUUUGGUUUAGGACAUAAAAUUGAUGCAUCCUCAUGAAGUGAUUUAGGAAGUCCAACACACUUGUUAUGUUUGUCCCUCUGUGGUGUAGUGGUCAGUGUCAGUGUUGGGGUUCCAAAAAGU
Messenger RNA from Ictalurus furcatus (blue catfish), 6061 nucleotides. RefSeq names its product TAF4A RNA polymerase II, TATA box binding protein (TBP)-associated factor (gene taf4). Gene Ontology annotation, cellular component: transcription factor TFIID complex. Lineage: Eukaryota; Metazoa; Chordata; Actinopteri; Siluriformes; Ictaluridae. The coding region runs from base 1019 to 3772 and encodes 917 amino acids. The record is from RefSeq and is a predicted model, not a curated record. Gene Ontology annotation, biological process: DNA-templated transcription; transcription initiation at RNA polymerase II promoter. The transcript is spliced from 16 exons. Gene Ontology annotation, molecular function: DNA binding; RNA polymerase II general transcription initiation factor activity; protein heterodimerization activity.